Chilo suppressalis (striped riceborer) is the source of this 3405-nucleotide messenger RNA. NCBI's taxonomy places the organism in Eukaryota, Metazoa, Arthropoda, Insecta, Lepidoptera, Crambidae. The record is from the annotation of a GenBank genome assembly.
UUUUGAAUCGCUCGAGUGCAACGAAUGGGUGAGACCACUCGCUGCAUGGCGAACAGUGGAGGCGAAUGACAGAAUAAUUGUCAAAUUUUUUGUGCUAUUAAACGACGAUAAUCUAUCAUUGUCAUGCUUUAUAAGCGAGAAUUUUUUGUUCGUUUUUCAUUGCGUUAAUUAUCGGUUUUUAUUUUUUCUGCGUGAAAUUAGUAUAAUUUCAUAUUUCGUAUUAAACAGGUAGCACUGGUGACGAAUGAUUCAAAAAUACGGAAAAACAGAAUCAUGCGACUUGAAAGUCGAAGGUGACUUAUGUCGCAUUCGACGAUGCUAUGUCAGACGAGUGAUUCAAAAACAGAGCUCCAGGUCUAGAAAACCAUAUCAGAAUCCAUACAGAACGCAGUUCGUCAAAAUGUUUCAACUUUAAACUACUAAUGGCUAAAGCUUUGGUUAGAAGCCUUGAGGCUUGAGUUUGACUCAGUGUUUGUUAGCGAGAGGGCAAGAGCGGCCGUGUCUCGAAAGCCUCUCGGAAAAUCUCUCUCACGGUUACAAUGAUCGGCUUGGAGACGUGCUAAUUGUAGUCUCUGUGGUAAAUUACCGGUUGCAUUGAAAUCAUUGUGUUGUUUUAAUUGGUGGACUGUAAUUGUGAAUAAAAGUCACAAUGUCUUCGAGUAUACUGAAGGAGUUCCCAGUGGAGAAGGAGUAUGAAAAGAACCCAAACAUCAAACCAGAUGACAUAAAGAAACUGCGAGAAUGGCUGAGGACCCAACCACACCUCCCUGCGGAACACCUCACGGAACUCGAUCUGAUCCUGGCGUUUCACUGCUGUGAGCGUAGCCAGGAGGUGUCCAAGCAAGUGCUGGAUCUGCACUUCACGCUCCGCACCCUGUUCACCACCUUCUUUAAGAAUCGAUGUCUGGACAAGAAGUCUGAUCUGUGCCUAGACACCAUAUUGUACGCGCCCCUACCGAUGCCUACCUUGAAGGGUGACCGUGCGGUGUACCUUCGACUGCUGGACCCCGACCCUCGUAACUUCUUCUUCCCAGAAGCCGUGAGGACCUUCAUGAUGGUGUUCGACCUGUGGCAGUACGAAGAAGGCACGUGGCCUGGGUUCGUGCUCAUGAUCGACAUGGACAAAGCGGUGAUGGGCCACAUCACGCGGCUGGAGAUUAUGGUCAUCCGACAAGUCUUGUACUUCUUGCAGGAAUGUAUGCUGGUGAAACUCAAAGGAGUGCAUUUCCUGAACGCUCCAUACUUCAUGGACAAGCUCAUGAUGCUACUGAAACCUUUCCUGAAGAAGGAACUGUUGGACACCAUUUACAUCCACCAGGUCAACUCGAAUACCCUUUAUGACCACAUAAGCAAGGAAGCGCUGCCCAAAGAAGAAGGAGGGACAUAUAAAGACCACGCUACUAUAAGAGAGGAGCUGAUCCAGCGUUUGAAGUCUAACGCGGGCCUGAUCCGCGAAGAGAACAAGAAGCGAGUCAACGAAGCACUGCGACCUGGCAAGGCGAAAACCGUAGAGGACAUCUUCGGCAUACAGGGCAGCUUCAAGAAGCUAGACAUAGACUGAGCCCUGCCGUAGUGGAAUAAAGUUCAAAGUUUAAUGAUAAUGAGCAAACUAUUAAAUGUAGGUGUAAGGAUAAGAAUAGUUUUAUGGUUAAGAGAUGAGGAGAUCGAUGAUGAAGUAGUUAUUCCGCCGCUUUAAAAAGUUGCUUGGCUUUUUGUCGAGUUUUAGAAAACGAUCUCACGUUAUUAUGUUUUAAUGUUUAUGGUGGUCAUAAAAAGUGGACAUGCAUAAUCCUGUAGUGUAUUUCAGUAAAAACAAAAAAAAAACCAUUUCCAAUUUGUCGCGAAAAUAUUUCUCUAGACAUUAAGGGUGUAUUCCGUAAUAUAUACCAGUAUACCGGCCAGUGCUAAUGACGUCAUGAAUCGACGCUAUAUUGGUGAAUUGUUCUGAACUCGGCAGUGCACUGACGUCAUAAAUCGAAGAAAUAUUAAAAAUAGUGUGAAUAAAGAAGAUUUUUUUAUUCACCUCAUCAAUUAAAAGGAAUUCUACUUGUUCGGAUGCUAUUAUUGUUCUUUAAUUAUAAAAGAAAUAAAAUUCGAAUGCAUCUCACGCACGCUCGGUCAUACGUCAUAAUCGUUUUCCCGGUAAAAAUAUGGUAGCAUACCAGUACAAUAUGGCGUUGGAUUCGUGAUGUCAUUACCACUGGUCAGUAUACUGAUGUACAAAAUAUAAAAUUACAAAUAUUUCGGAAUACACCCUAGGGCUCUUGCAUGUCACGUCACACGACUUUAAUUAAAACGUCAAACGAUACAAUGAAUUGUCAUUUGAACAAGAAGUUUACUCAUAGAGGUAUAAGAAUAGAGUAGGGGAGUUAUGUACUCUACUACAAAUGGAAGUGUCCGUCUAGUAGAAACAGAAAGAAGAUGAGGAUAUCUCUCUCUCUUGUGACGCUGCGCAGUCGUGUGGUUGGUCGGUAUUACUGCGCAGUCGUGUGAUUGGUCGGUAUUGCUGCGCAGUCGUGUAAUUGGUCGGUAUUCAUCCGUAUGUUUUUCAGCCAAUGCACAUUCGCAAUUAGAGAGAGAACGGCUAGCCAUCUCUCAUCUUCUUUCUCUAUCUACUAGACGGACACUUUUAGAGUCAACUUUCCCACUCUAUUCUUAUACCCCUAUGGGUUUAUUAGCGUUCGGUUUUUUAUUUUAGUCUACGCCGAAGAUUGGCGACGUGACCAUAGAACAAAAAAAAUACAUUUUUAUUUCACAACAUUUUAUAGAAGUUAUUAAUUAUUUGUUCUCUCACAAUAGUAGAAUCGCUGCUAAUGUUCAUAUUAAAUACAGAUGCCACAAAUUGGUACUUAAUUUUUCGUACUGUCAAAUGGUCUUUUAUAUUGUUAAUGUAUGCAUUAAAGUGAUAUAUUUAUACUGAUUUAUAUUAUCUUGAGCUUCUCUUUGAUUGUAGCCUCGGCUUUAACAUGAAAAAAGUUGUGUAAUUUCAUGAAAAAUUAAAACAAUUAUGAUUUAUUUUUAUUAUAGAUGCCCAUACAUAUAUUUUGUGAAAUAAUUUUAAUUUAAUUUCAACGGUUAUGCAGAGGAAUGACGUGAUCUAGCAGAUGUUAGCAUAAAUUUAAGGGAUGAUCAUUUUCUCUUUAAGUAGAAUAAAUAUUUGUGUUGAGUAAGUGUUAAUAAGGUAGCUUCAUCAUCAGCCUAUUAAUGUCCCCACUGCUGGGGCACAGGCCUUCCCUAUGGAUGGAAUAGGGAGAUUCGGCCAUGACCUACCACGCGGACCCAGUGCGGAUUGGCGGGUGCUAACGAAUGCAGAUGCAGCCGGGACCAACGGCUUAACGUACCUUCCGAAGCACGGAGGAGCUCGAGAUAGUAAAUUUUUGAUCACCCAUCCAAUGACCGACCACU